Microthlaspi erraticum is the source of this 1077-nucleotide messenger RNA. Lineage: Eukaryota; Viridiplantae; Streptophyta; Magnoliopsida; Brassicales; Brassicaceae. The record is from the annotation of a GenBank genome assembly.
AUGGCGAGAUUCUCGGUUUGUGGAGGAGACGACGGAGAAGGAUCGAGCAACGACCGGUCCCGGAAGCGACAAAGACUUCCUUCCAUCGAUGAAGACGAAGAAGUCGCCGAGGACUCCGACGCCGGAAGUUCCGGGGAAGAAAGCGAAGAUGUAUAUCUGAUUCCCCAUCGCGACGAGGAAGAAGGUAAUUGUCGAGGAAGGAGAAUGGGAUCUGAAGAUCGAGCAUCAUCCUCGAGCGAUGAUAGCUCUCGUGAAGUGCUGAUGAUAGAGGUAGAGAGACGAUUUGGGAACUCCGUCGUAAACAGUCAGAGUUCUUCGAGCAGAGAUUCGCCUCUUUCCUUGACGCUUUUGGAUCCAGAUGUCCUCGAUUGCCCCAUUUGCUGCGAAGCGCUGAAGAUUCCGAUUUUUCAGUGUGAUAAUGGUCACGUAGCUUGCUCCGUGUGCUGCACAAAAGUGAGGAAUCGAUGCCCAUCCUGCACAUUACCCAUCGGCUACAUUCGAUGCAGAGCCAUGGAGAAAGUGAUCGAAGCAUCAAGAGUCUCAUGUCCAAACGCCAAAUACGGAUGUAAAGAGAACAUGCUAUACGGAAACCGAUUCAGCCACGAGAAGCUCUGUGUUUACACCCCUUGUUCCUGCCCUGUACGUAACUGCAACUACGUUGGCUAUCACAAGGAUCUCAACAGCCACGUCCGUGAUAAACACAGAGCCGACGACGUAAUUCCGUUUGCGUGGGACAAGCCUUUAAGCAUUAGCUUGGAUUUGGAUGAGAAGACCACGAUUCUUCAGGAAGAGAAUGAUGGGGAAGUGAUCGUGGUUCAGGGUUUUAAGGGUUUGCACGUUGUGUAUGUCACGGUGAGCUGUAUUGCACCUUCGGUGGCACCGGGAGUGGGAAAGCUCUCGUGCCAUCUGGUAAGCCGAGCGGCGAAUAGCUCGAUGAGGCAGGGGUUGAUGGUGAAGAACAUUCGGAAAGUGGGGAGUGAGCAGCCGGAAGAUGGUUUCGUUGUGAUUCCUUCCUAUAUGUUGUCUGGUGAUGUUCUUGUUUCGAUAGGACGUGGCAGGAUCUCUGUUCAUGCCUGA